Molecule: messenger RNA, 537 nt
Organism: Cooperia oncophora
Lineage: Eukaryota; Metazoa; Nematoda; Chromadorea; Rhabditida; Trichostrongylidae
Source: the annotation of a GenBank genome assembly
AUGCGAGCAAUUGCGAGAAGCCUUGGAAGAAGAGCAGGACACCAAGACAGAGCUGCAGCGUCUGAUCAGGCUAAUGCGGUGGCGAGUUCACUGGAGAAGAAACAGAAAGGCUUUGAUAAAAUUAUCGACGAAUGGCGACGAAAGUGUGAGGCCCUGGUGCAGGAGGUGGAAUCCAGUCAACGAGACACUCGAGCGGCAGCGACAGAAGUGAUGCGGCUACGUAAUCAGCUCGAAGAAUCUUCUGAACAGGUAGAGGCCGUACGACGUGAGAACAAGUCGCUUUCACAGGAACUCAAAGAUAUCACCGAUCAGCUUGGCGAAGGUGGUAAGAGCGUGCACGAUCUACAGAAAGCCAGAAGACGUCUGGAGCUCGAAAAAGAAGAACUACGGCAAGCAUUGGACGAAUCUGAAGCCGCGCUGGAAGCAGAAGAAUCCAAAUUCCUCCGGGCACAAGUGGAAGUGUCGCAGAUACGAUCUGAAAUAGAAAAGCGUCUGCAGGAAAAGGUUCGUUUCAGAUUCCUAUUCAUAAAUGUAUAG